UCGUCCCGGACAUGACCAGUGAUAAAUAGUCAGCGACAUCGUCGAUGAUUACAGAACAUGAUGAAGUCGUCUACGUUGUUGAUGCUGCUGUUCGCCUGCAUUGUUCCUAUAACAGGACUGUUACCAAUCAAGAGCAAACCAAGUCGCUUCUGUCCGAUGUGCUGCGGUCCCCCGCCAUGCUGUAACUACUGUGGGUUUUAUAAAGGGUUAACUGAGAAGAGGGAUUCCCAGAAGCUUAGGGCAGUCCGACCUGGACGGGGUGACAAGUUCAUUGGCCGUCCUUGCUACAACUGUUAUGUGUGUGGGCCAAAGCCAUGCUGCAUUCAAUGCCCUGAUGGUGUUUUGUCUUCAGCAGGAGGAAGACAGUUCCCAGGCGCUUGAGUGCGUAUGUACCCAAGAUCAUCAGAUGAAAUAAACAUGAUUAGUGUGAA
Messenger RNA from Haliotis rubra (blacklip abalone), 431 nucleotides. RefSeq lists its product as uncharacterized. The transcript has 5 exons. NCBI's taxonomy places the organism in Eukaryota, Metazoa, Mollusca, Gastropoda, Lepetellida, Haliotidae. The record is from RefSeq and is a predicted model, not a curated record. Bases 58 to 381 code for a protein of 107 amino acids.